AUGCUUUAUCGUUACGGAAACAGGGAAUUCUGGGACCAUGUCGUAAGUUUGUUUCAUGAAAAGCUCACUCCCCCAUCUAAGAACGAACAAACAUAAUAAAUAUUCUAUGUUUUGAAAAUUAACCCUUACUUGAGAAGUAUUCUGUAUAUUAUUUUUAUAUUUAUCUUUUAAGAUAUUUUAAAACUUAAAAGCAAUAAAUUGUCACAAAAACAAAAAUGGCCAAUAGGAUAUAUAUUUUCCGUCUUCUACCCACUCCUGAAGGAAAAAUAUCUACAAUUUUCGGAUAUGAGAGUCAGGGAAGAUCGGAUUUUAAGAUCUUAUUUUGAGCGCCGAAGACCAGCAGAAGUGCAAAUGAUUAAUUUUGCAAUUUUAAAAGCAGGCUUAGGAUAUGCAGAUGCUGAAUACGAAGAGUUAAUAAAAUAUGCUCAUAUCGGUAAAAGCAUAAGCACAGAAGACAUGCAUCGGUUUCUCAACUGUUUAAGGCUGGUUCUCGACGAUGUAGGUGUCGCCCCAGAAGACAUUGAAAUAAUAGUUGGACGAAUAGAAGGGUAUUCGAACCUUAUAGUAGAAGAAGACGAGGUAUAA
Molecule: messenger RNA, 585 nt
Organism: Blepharisma stoltei
Lineage: Eukaryota; Ciliophora; Heterotrichea; Heterotrichida; Blepharismidae
Source: the annotation of a GenBank genome assembly